AUGAAUAUAAUUUGUGGGCGGUGCGAAGCAGGAGCAAGUCAAGGGAAUAAAAAGACAGGCCCCAGGCCACCUGACUCCGAGUCAGGUAUUGAUUUUACCCAGGCACAAAGCAAUGUGCCGGCCCAUUUGACCUCGGACGCAGUGACCCGGGUGGGUUGCGAGGGUGCCCUGGACAACGUUCCCGAAGAGGAUAUCCAGCGCAUCAUCGACAACCCGACUCUGUACACCUUUUAUCAGGCUUGUAUUUUGGGUGAAGACGUACGCAAGAUUCAGUGCACUUGCAGUGGAUGGGAGUUGAGAAGAAUCAUGGUGGGUCUGGUGAACCCAAGUUUAUGCCCACCAAGGGCCAGACACCCUUAUUGUCCCAGUUCUGAGCAACGGAUCCGCGGACAAGACUUCAUGAAGCACUUGUCCAAGGUGCUACUGCUGCUGUUGGUCGCAUCACUCACUGCAGUUGAUUUUACCCAGGCACAAAGCAAUGUGCCGGCCCAUUUGACCUCGGACGCAGUGACCCGGGUGGGUUGCGAGGGUGCCCUGGACAACGUUCCCGAAGAGGAUAUCCAGCGCAUCAUCGACAACCCGACUCUGUACACCUUUUAUCAGGCUUGUAUUUUGGGUGAAGACGUACGCAAGAUUCAGUGCACUUGCAGUGGAUGGGAGUUGAGAAGAAUCAUGGUGGGUCUGGUGAACCCAAGUUUAUGCCCACCAAGGGCCAGACACCCUUAUUGUCCCAGUUCUGAGCAACGGAUCCGCGGACAAGACUUCAUGAAGCACUUGUCCAAGGUGGACAACAAAACCUGGCGAAAAGUCCUCAGCAAAUACAGCGGCCGAGAAAACCGAUGAAUCUGAUGAUCCUCAAAAAAUGAACCUGCUUUCUUCCAUUUUCAAAUCACUAGGUUUUUUUGUGUGAUGCUUGAAUAUUUGCUGGUUCAAUUAUUUUGUACAAUUAUGUUCCCCGAGGGCUUCACAUGAAUAAAAGAGGCGCGUUUCUCUUGA
Messenger RNA from Notodromas monacha, 996 nucleotides. Lineage: Eukaryota; Metazoa; Arthropoda; Ostracoda; Podocopida; Cyprididae. The record is from the annotation of a GenBank genome assembly.